AUGGAGGAUUUCAAUAUGUUGGUGCCAAGGAUGAGUACAAUCAAUUUGGCAGAAGAAGAUGAGGGUGGGUUAGAUCUACAGGGCAACAUUGCUGCAACUGAAGAGGUGGAACCAGGAUUCAAUUGGAGGCUGGCGUUGAUAGGCAGAUUCAUUCAAACGGGAUCAUUUGAUUUUCCUUCAAUGCAACAGACUCUAGCUUCUAUAUGGAGACCUGGGAAGGGAGUUUUCAUCAAAGAAUUGGAUAAUAAUAGAUUUUUAUUCCAGUUCUAUCACGAACUGGACAUUAAGCGGGUGGUGGAAGGAAGCCCAUGGUACUUCAAUCGUAAAGCCCUCAUAAUCUCCCGUAUGAACGAAGAUGUUAAUCCGCGGUGUGUUCCUCUCAAUUCUCUGGACUUGUGGGUUCAAAUUCACGAUUUGCAAACUGGUUUCAUGAAGUACGAGAAUGUACCAUCUUUCUGCUUCAUCUGCGGUUUGCUGGGUCAUUCUGAACGAUUCUGUCCCCGCCGUUUUGAUACUCCGGAGGACGAGCUUGUCCAGCCAUAUGGAGAAUGGAUGCGCGCACCUCUUCGCCGGCAAACCAAGUUAAUCGGCGCACAGUGGCUCCGGACUAGUAUAUCUGAGGAACUACCGUCCCAAUCCACGGCUGAAACCUCUCCCGCGAUUGCUACCAGACCCGAACCCCCAGCUGACGCUCCUCCAGAUUUUUCGCUCGAGAUCCACGGUUACAGCCCCACUCUUCAAGAUCCCACAAAUCGUGGGUAUCCACUUCGUCAGAUUGGGGAAGUUACUUCGUCACAGAGUCAACGUGCUUCCAGCUCUCAAGACAAUGAAAAGGCACGUGAAUUUAAUACUCUAUCACAUGGGCCUCUUGUUACUGAAACAAAAAAGAGAAGAACCGUAGUGGAAAUGGGCCGUGUAGAGAUUUCUUCGCAUCCAGCUACCCAUAUCACUCAGAUGGACCGCGAUGAAAUGGGCCGUGAAGGAAUAGACUCUCAUUUAAUGGAUAUUGCUCCUGAGCUGCAUCGACGAGAUGAAAAUAUGCUGGCUAAUGGAGUUGACGUGGAGAACAGUAGCAUGAAUGUUGAUCAUCAAGAACAGGAAUUUUCACCUCUGUCAAAAAACUUGGAUACGGCGGGUACCAAGGACAAAGUUGACAGAAUAAGGAACUCUUUGGGGUUUGAAGGUAUGAUAGUAGUGGAAGCACAAGGUCACAGUGGCGGUCUUGCAAUAUUAUGGAGACAUAAGGAAGAAGCUCAGUUAUUAUCUUUUGGCAAGAACCACAUUGAUGUUAUUAUUACCACCAAGGAUAGGCCAACUCAUCGCUUGACAGGGGUAUAUGGUGAGCCUAAUCGUGCUAGGCGUGCAUCAACUUGGAGACUUCUUCGUCAUCUGGCUGAUUCUUCUCCUUUACCAUGGUGUGUUAUAGGCGAUCUUAACAACACUCUCACUAUCGCAGAUAAAAGAGGAGGUCGUCCUUAUCCGUCCUGGCUAUUACAGGGCUUUCAAGAAGCUAUCAAUGACUGUGGUCUAGUUGAUGUGGAAUUAACUGGUUACCAAUUUACUUGGGAUCGAGGUCGUGGAUCUGACCAUUGGGUAGAAUGCAGAUUGGAUCGUGCUUUGGUUAAUUCUGCAUGGCUUCAUCUCUUCCCUAGAUCUCUACUUAUCAACGUUGCGAUAUCCACCUCAGAUCAUUGUCCAAUUUUACUUGAUCCUGUGCCUAUUAUUGAGGAAGUGUGGUGGAAAGAUCGAGAUGCCCCAGUCUUAGAUAAGAUAGCCCUUUGUGCCGAAGCUUUGCAAGAGUGGGGCAAAAGCAUAACUGGUAAUUUCAAACAAAGAAUGGAUAGGUGCAAGGCAACCAUAAAGAGACUGAAACCUUUCAGAGAUCGAAGAUCUAUUCAGAAGCAUGAAGAGGCUAGUAAAGAGCUUUUUGAAAUCUUGACUCAAAAGGAAGUGUUUUGGCGACAACGAUCCAAACAAUUAUGGUUGAGAGAAGGUGACCACAACUCCAGGUAUUUCCAUGCAGCGGCUAGGACCAGAAAGCGCACAAAUAAUAUUCACUCUCUGUAUAAUGAGUCUAAUCAACUCAUUGAGUGGAAUAAUGGUCUUCAAGAGCUAAUGGUGGAAUACUUUCAGACUUUGUUCAAGUCCACCGUUCCGUGUUGGGACCCUGUUGUUAGUUGUAUUACGAGGGCUAUUACUCCUGAUCAGAAUCUAGCUUUAUUGUCCCCUAUAGGCGAGGAGGAGGUGAACGCUGCAAUCUUCCAGAUGCAUCCUGACAAGUCUCCAGGACCAGAUGGCAUGAGUCCUGGUUUUUAUCAGAAAUACUGGCAUAUUGUUGGGUCAGAUGUAGUUAAUGAGGUGCGACGCUUUUGGAAUGAAGAAAAGUUUGCUGAUCAAUUGCCUCUUACAAACAUAGUGCUUGUCCCAAAGAAAAAGAGCCCGGUGUCAAUGUUGGAUCUUCGUCCCAUCUCGCUGUGUAACGUAUUGUAUAAGAUUAUAUCGAAGGUGUUGGCAAACAGACUAAAGCAGGUGAUUGAUGACAUCAUUUCAGAGACGCAGAGUGCCUUUAUUCCAGGUCGGUUAAUCACAGACAAUAUCAUGAUCUCCUAUGAGCUUAUGCAUUAUAUGAAGAGAAAAACCACAGGAAAACAAGGGUACAUGGCCCUAAAACUGGAUAUGAGCAAAGCUUACGAUCGUGUAGAGUGGGACUAUUUACAGGCGGUCCUUCGUAGGAUGGGAUUCGAUGAGAAGCUGGUGAAGUUAUUUAUGGCCUGUAUUACCUCCGCUAGGUAUCAGAUUGUGCAUGCAGGCAAAGUAUUCGGCCACAUCAUUCCAGAGAGAGGAUUGCGCCAGGGUGAUCCCUUAUCCUCUUAUUUGUUUAUCAUUUGUACAGAGGGAUUUUCAGCCUUGUUACAAGAUUAUGAAGAGAAGAAGCUACUUAAUGGUAUUCAGGUGGCUAGGGGUGCUCCUAAGGUUUCUCAUAUGUUUUUUGCAGAUGAUAGUUACAUCUUCUGUAAAGCAUCAACCGUGGAGGCACACCAUGUUUUGCAGCUUUUGGGCGUUUUUGAGAAGGCUUCUGGGCAGAAAAUAAACUAUGAUAAGUCUUCUAUUUUUUACAGUAGGAAUACAUCGAUCCAGGUCAGAGAUACAAUAUGUGGUGAUAUGGGCAUUCACGAGGCAGAUGAUAAUAGCACCUAUUUGGGGUUACCUAAUAUAUUGGGUCGUAACAAGUCAGUGAUCCUAGGCUAUCUCAAGGAUCGCAUACGUAUCCGAAUUCAAAAUUGGGAGAGUAGAUUUUUAUCUAAAGCAGGAAAGGAGAUUCUAUUGAAGACUGUUGCUCAAGCUCUCCCUAAUUAUGCUAUGAGUGUUUUUCUCCUCCCAUUGGCAACAAGCAGAGACAUUGAGCGUUUAAUGAAUAGAUAUUGGUGGUCCUCCUCAUCUAAGAAGUCUAACGGCAUUCAUUGGCAAAGUUGGAGUAGGCUUAGCAAACCCAAAGAGUCGGGUGGACUUGGUUUUCGUUCGUUAUACGACUUCAAUCUUGCUCUUCUCGGGAAACAGGGAUGGCGUCUCUUGCAACAGCCGCAGACAUUAGUCAGCCGAUUAUACAAAGCAAGAUAUUACCCCCAUACCUCCUUCCUUUCGGCCACAAUAGGAGGCAGUCCAAGCUAUAUUUGGAGGAGCAUAUUGGCAUCUCAAGAGCUCAUUCGACAAGGUGCUGCUGUUCGAAUUGGAGAUGGGCAAUCAAUAAACGUUUUGGAAGUCCCUUGGCUCCCUAGUCCGGACCCCUAUGUCCAUACUAACUCUAGUGUGUUAGUCAACAAAAAAGUUGCCCAGUUAAUGACGGCUGACCAACGUGAAUGGGAUGAAGAUUUACUCCAAGACCUUUUUAUUGAUAGAGAUGUUGGUAUAAUUAGGAAUAUCCCAAUACAGGCUGAAAUUGAUACAUGGUUCUGGAAAUUGGAUAGACUUGGGCAUUAUACAGUGAAAAGUGCUCAUUCAUGGAUUCAAAAGAAGGAGAUAACAGAGGUGGCAGAGGAAAUUUCGGUUUACUGGAAGAGAUUGUGGAAGUUGGGUAUCCCUCCUAAAGUCAAAUCGUUUUUAUGGCAGGCCUCCACUAAUUGCCUCCCCACUAAAUGUAAUCUUCAAUUCAAAGGUAUCUCAGUGAAUGCUCUUUGCCCCUUCUGUAAUUCAUGCCGUGAGUCGACCUCCCAUGUCCUCUUCUCUUGCUCAUUCUCUCAAGUUUGCUGGAAUCUUCUUGGAGUCCAAAUUGACCCCGAUGACCCAGGUGUGUUCGCCGAUCAUUUUGCUAAGCUCCUAGAUUCUACGCAGGCCGAUAAUAUAUUGCUCAUACCCAUGCUCUGUUGGGCGUUAUGGAAAUCACGAAAUGAGCUCAUCUGGAAUCAAAAAGGAGCCGAGGCUUUUGAAAUCGUGACUCUUGCCCGUAUUACCUUGGAGCAAUGGAAGAAUGCCCAAGAUCGUUCUUUUGAUCUUUCGCUCGGAUUCGCUCAUCUCUCAGACGGUGCCGUCAAAUGGCAGCCUCCUCGCCCAGGUACCAUUAAAAUCAAUACAGAUGCGGCUCUUUUUGUUGGCCCAGACCGAUUCUCUUUUGCUGUUGUUGCUUGUAAUCAUGAAGGGAGUCUUCUGGAAGCCAAAGCAAGCUGUGUUGGGGGCCUAGUUGAACCUGAUUUUGCCGAAGCUUUAGGGAUAAGAGAAGCCCUUAGCUGGAUAAAAACUAAAGAUUGGCACAAUGUGGAAGUGGAAUCAGACUCCUUGGUGUCAAUACAAGCUAUUCGAAGCUCCUCUGUUUUCCUCUCCUAUUUCGGCAGAAUUAUUCAGGAUUGCAGACGGUUGUUGCUUGAUCUCAUCUAUCAUGAAGUAUCCAUCAAAUUUGUAAAACGAUCUGCAAAUGCUGUAACUCAUUCAUUAGCAAAGACUACUAGCAUUAUUUCUGAUCGUAUUGUUUUUAGGAGUGCUAUCCCUCCUGAUAUGAAUUGUGUAUUGUUGAACGAUUUGCUAGUUUAA
Messenger RNA from Humulus lupulus (European hop), 5022 nucleotides. RefSeq lists its product as uncharacterized. Gene Ontology annotation, molecular function: RNA-DNA hybrid ribonuclease activity; nucleic acid binding. Bases 1 to 5022 code for a protein of 1673 amino acids. The record is from RefSeq and is a predicted model, not a curated record. The transcript has 4 exons. Lineage: Eukaryota; Viridiplantae; Streptophyta; Magnoliopsida; Rosales; Cannabaceae.